Molecule: messenger RNA, 2580 nt
Organism: Dalotia coriaria
Lineage: Eukaryota; Metazoa; Arthropoda; Insecta; Coleoptera; Staphylinidae
Gene: Sam-S
Product: S-adenosylmethionine Synthetase
Exons: 9
Coding region: 16-1443 (475 amino acids)
Biological process (GO): S-adenosylmethionine biosynthetic process
Cellular component (GO): cytosol
Molecular function (GO): methionine adenosyltransferase activity; ATP binding
Source: RefSeq, a predicted model, not a curated record
GAAGUGGGAGUGAUAAUGUGUCUUGCUGGUAUCCGCACGCCCCGCAUCUCGGCAAAUGGCGGCCGUGGUGCUUCCUUUGCGCGUUGCAGCUUCUAUAAGCCGCGCGGCGCGAGAGUUGCGCGUCAGUCGUGCUUACAGUUUUCAGCGACUUGCAUCGCAUCUAGUGAGGUUAUUCAUCGUGCUACGCGCAGACAUUCAACGCUAACACAUUCCAAAAAGUCAGAUUCCAUCAAGAUGCCACAAACGGUAGCGAACGGUUAUCCCAACGGGCACAUGGCCUACGACAUGGAAGAUGGCUCCAACUUCCUCUUCACGUCGGAGUCAGUCGGCGAAGGACAUCCAGAUAAAAUGUGUGAUCAAAUCAGUGAUGCAGUUUUGGACGCUCAUCUUCAGCAGGAUCCCACCGCCAAAGUCGCAUGCGAAACCGUCACGAAAACCGGCAUGAUUCUUCUCUGCGGCGAAAUCACAUCGAAAGCAAUCGUUGAUUAUCAACGCGUGGUGCGCGACACAGUCAAACAUAUCGGCUAUGACGAUUCAUCGAAAGGAUUUGAUUACAAGACCUGCAGCGUCAUGCUGGCGCUUGACCAGCAGUCGUCCAACAUUGCGGCUGGUGUGCAUGAGAAUAAGAACGAAGACGACAUCGGGGCCGGCGAUCAGGGUUUAAUGUUCGGUUAUGCAACCGAUGAGACAGAAGAAUGCAUGCCGUUGACCGUCGUCCUCGCACACAAGUUAAAUCAAAAGAUCGCGGACCUCCGAAGGACCGGUGACUUUUGGUGGGCUCGUCCUGACUCGAAAACACAGGUUACUUGCGAAUACAAGUACCAUCAUGGCGCCUGCAUUCCUCUGCGUGUACACACAGUGGUUGUGUCGAUGCAGCACAGCGAAAAGAUCAGUCUGGAGGAAUUGCGCAAAGAGGUACAAAGCAAAGUCAUCGAAGAGGUGAUUCCAGCCAAGUAUCUGGAUGAAAAGACCGUCAUUCACAUUAAUCCAUGCGGAUUGUUUAUUAUUGGUGGACCACAGAGUGAUGCAGGUGUAACUGGUCGUAAAAUCAUUGUAGAUACCUACGGUGGUUGGGGUGCGCACGGCGGCGGUGCCUUUUCGGGCAAAGACUUCACAAAAGUCGACAGAUCAGCUGCGUACGCCGCGCGCUGGGUGGCAAAGUCCCUUGUUAAAGCAGAUCUUUGCCGCAGGUGCCUCGUGCAGGUAGCUUAUGCUAUCGGCGUUGCUGAGCCACUUUCCAUCACUGUUUUCGACUAUGGUACCUCUAAACUCACACAGACCGAACUGCUCAACAUUGUUAAGAAGAACUUUGACCUGCGUCCCGGUAAAAUCGUCAAGGAGUUGAAACUUAGGCAACCAAUCUAUCAAAAGACAAGCGCGUACGGCCAUUUUGGACGCGAAGGAUUCACAUGGGAGACGCCAAAGGAGCUGCUUCUGAAUUGACAGCACGUCGACUAAGCUUAAUUCUCGUUUAUUUUAUUCUUUCCGAUCUUUCUAAACGUAGCGUCUUAGAGAAACCCAAAAAUCUCCGCCGUGUCCUACGGAUAUCAGACGAUGGUCUGUCUGUGAAGGACGUAGAUUUAUUAUGUAUGUAGGGUAAACCAUUGCAUCUCGUAGUUCCUUUUUAUCACGCGACUCUUCGUGCAGCCCGCGCGCGCUGCGGACCCACAGCCGGCUCUUCACAAAAAACCGAAUUAUAUUCUCGACUCUGCGCGCAUUUAUUGUGCGCGCGGCGUUCGUAAACUUUUGAUAAAAUGCAUUACUUUUCGAUUUCCAUUCAAAGAGCAAGCUGCAACACGCGUAGCGACGUCUUGUGUUGUGUUUACGUAAAAUCCAUUUAGUGGGAAAAGAGCAUUUCCGAAAACACACCUGGGCCACCGCAUGCGCGCGCCCCCUUCAUAACACUUGUAAAAAAUCCAAACAAAAAUGAGGCUGUGUUCAUAUUUUCAUCGUGUUUAAUUUGUUUUUUUUUUUCUUUGGCGAUUUGAGAGAAGCGCAAUGUGUCGAUAACUAGUGCGUCUAUCAAUACAUAGAGAACCCAAGUAAGAAAUUUGCAACAAUUGUACAGUACUAGUACAGACUUCCCAUAUAUAUACUUAGAGAAAGAUAUAUGUGUGCAUGGACUCUGGGCAUUUUUGAUUUUCGGUGAAUAAUUUUUUAUUAUGCUGCCAUAAACAGUUGAUCGAGACCAAAUAUUUAGAUAGACGAUUGAAAAUUAUUAUUCUAUUGCAUACAAUUUUGCGAUUUAUUACUAAAAAUCAUGUUUUGUUGUCUACAUUGUUUCCAAUUGACGUUAUAUUACCUAUAAAUAUUUUUUAAAUUAUAUUUAUAUAACGAUGGUAGAUGAUGACGAAUUCUUGAUGAAUUUUAUACGUUCGAAAACGAUGGUGCGAUGCCCAUAUUGUAUAAGCAAGUUAGACGCGCAUUCAAGUACAAUGCAAAGAUUAAAAUAAUUAUCUAGACAUGUAUGUAGGUGUCUUAAUUAUAAACUAAUUGUUUAAUCAUGUUUAAAUUUCGAAUUGGAGUAUCUAUUAUUGUAUAUGAGAUGAAACAUGAACUAUUAAAAAUCACCAAAAUAUA